UAGUUUGCUGCCUGCGUCAUCACCAACCUACUGAUAACCGCCUCCUGUCAGAGUGCCGCUGUGUCUGAGGAGAAAAACUGACUGACGAGAUUAUUACGAAAUAUUGCUCCAUGUCUGGCGUUAUUAAUUAUUAAUUAACGUUAUUUAUUAAGCUGGGCAACGAUGGAAGAAGGUUUACGGUUUUAACGUCUAUUUAUCCUUGUGGAGCUAUGCUAGCUGUGUUGUUUGGUAGGUUGUUAGCCUCAAGCUAACAAUCCCUCGUUAGCCUCAAGCUAACAAUGCACGAGAAAAAAUGCAGCGCGUAAAUCCAGGGUAAAAGCGAAUUAACGCAUUUGUAUUAUAUUCUAUUUCCACAUGCAAACGUGGACCUGUGAAAGUGAUCUGUUUUUGUUAAGCUGCUUAAUGACACAACGCAUCUUCACUCUAAUUUUGUCUUAAAUGUUGUUGACACCUUUUACUUCAGUGCGUUUUACUUCAGUGACUGACUUUAUGUUUCUUGGCCACAACAUGAUUGUUGUUUUUUUUAUUUACGAGUGUCACUGACAGAAAGCUUGAAUCCAGACGGAUCCUUGGGAUACUAACUAUGUGCUUUAAAAUAAUGUCUUGAUCCAGCUGUAACACCAUGAAUAUUGUCCGGCUCGUGUGCCGCCAUAAGACUGCCCUGGUACUCGGGGUCCUCUGUUUGUUCGUCACCGUCCUCAUUUUCCUCGCCAAAUGCACCUCAGAGACACUGAAACCUCCCGACUCGCCUGGCUCCGCACCACGGGCUCAACCCCGACCCGAGCGUACAGCUUCACUUUCUGACGCCAAGGAGAUCUCGGCUUUCCUGGUGGUUCUUGUUACUACGGGUCCAAAAUACACUGAGCGGCGCAGCAUCAUCCGUAGCACCUGGCUCUCCAAAACCGACCCUGAUGUGCUUGCUUUGUUCGCAAUUGGCACUCUGGGCUUACCAUCCGAGGACAUGCGGAAUCUAGAGACGGAGCAGAUGCGUCACGGAGACCUUCUCCUCCUCCCCGAACUCCGUGACUCCUACGAGAACCUGACACUAAAGUUGAUACAUGCCUACUCAUGGCUCGAUCAAAAACUGGACUUCAGGUUCGUCCUGAAGGCAGACGACGAUACGUUUGCCCGUUUGGACCUGCUGAAGGAGGAGCUCAAAAGUAAGGAGCCUAGACGCCUUUACUGGGGCUUUUUCUCUGGACGAGGCCGCGUCAAAGCGGCCGGAAAGUGGAAAGAAAGCACCUGGGAGUUAUGUGACUAUUACAUACCGUACGCUUUAGGUGGUGGCUACGUGCUCUCUGCAGAUUUGGUGCAUUAUGUGCACUUGAACUCUGCUUACCUGAAGACGUGGCAGAGUGAGGACGUCUCUCUGGGCGCCUGGCUCGCGCCAGUUGAUGUGAAACGGCUGCAUGACCCGCGCUUCGAUACCGAGUACAAAUCGAGGGGGUGCAGCAAUAAGUAUCUGGUCACUCACAAGCAGAGUCUGGAGGACAUGCUCGAGAAGCAUCAGACGCUGCAGAGAGACGGACACCUGUGCAAAGAGGAAGUGAAGCUACGCCUGUCGUAUAUUUACGACUGGAGCGUUCCGCCAUCGCAGUGCUGCCAGCGCAAAGACGGUAUCCCUUGACUUCCCUGAGGAUGUCACACAUAUUCAUUGUUAUAUUUAGUGGUCCAUGCUUGACCAGCCAGCGGCUUAUGUGGACUUGCGUCACACUGUUACGAUCCAACAGUCCUCUUCUGUAUGUUUGGGGAGUUCCUUUUAAAUCCAGGCGUGACCAUGUCCAAGCUAGAUUCUGAGUGGAUUUGCAGAUAUGGGCAACAUUUAAUGGACAAAAAGCAUUGUGGAUCAGAGUUAAAACUUGGGAUACAUUUAUUUAAUAUGACUUUUAUUUAUUUGGAUUGUGCCAAUGCAACGAGUAAAACCUAACUGGAACAAAAUGCUGACAAGCAGAAAAAUCACAACAGAAAUUGAUUUGUAUAUUUGCAUAUUUCAGCUGCUGCAUACCUAAUUUUUUGAUUUUUUUUUUUUACACUAACAGACAACAUUGCUCACUUCACACUUGUUAUAUUUCAAAUAGCUCUUAAAAAUACUGUAGCAGGCAGUAUCCUGUACGAGAUCUCAUUUGCCUGUUUAUAUUUCAAUUUUGAAAUACCAUCAGCUGUAUUAAUAACACUCUGAACUCUGUUACUACUGAGCCACAGAUUAUACCUCCUUCAUGUUAUUCUCUCAAACGUUUUUGUUGCGCAGUGCACCUGUGAUCAUGUUAUUUUAUUAUAAUAAAAUUCUAAUGAAACUUCA
Messenger RNA from Tachysurus fulvidraco (yellow catfish), 2299 nucleotides. It is a transcript of the gene b3galt6, whose product is annotated as UDP-Gal:betaGal beta 1,3-galactosyltransferase polypeptide 6. The transcript has 2 exons. Gene Ontology annotation, cellular component: membrane. Lineage: Eukaryota; Metazoa; Chordata; Actinopteri; Siluriformes; Bagridae. Bases 623 to 1627 code for a protein of 334 amino acids. Gene Ontology annotation, molecular function: UDP-galactosyltransferase activity. Gene Ontology annotation, biological process: glycosaminoglycan biosynthetic process. The record is from RefSeq and is a predicted model, not a curated record.